ACGGCUGCAGCAACGCCUGAUGCCGGAGUCCGUGAGCUUCUAAGAAUUGAACAAGUAGUACGUAGCUAUGUUAAUACGUUACCCGGUUCCACCUCAGCCGUAGCACUCAUACGGCGUAUAUAGUUCAGUGUGGUGAUGCAUUAGAAAUUGUUCAACAGUGCCCUUCUCGUACAGCUGAAAAGGUGAUUAACGGAUAUCGUACGUACCUUUAUUAUUUCGUGAGUUGACGGCCAUCACGUCGUGACAGAAAAACGCGAAAACACUAUAAAUAUUGGUGCGGAAUUUCGAUUCUGGAUACUGCGUCUAACGCUUUUGGAUACGAACUGUGCACAUUCAAAUAAGACCUCGUGGCAAAUGUUGUGGUAUACCGAAAGGAUAUUAUCCUUAGCUAAAUGCGGUAACUCAGUCGAUCGACGAGCCGUUCAUCCUUUUCUACUGUCUAAUAGUGCGUUGGUCAUCACUUAAGGUUUUUGCCUGUCCUUCAAGCAUAGCGAACGCACUUAUCAGAAACAACACCUUUCAUCGAACCCAUUCCUCUCUGAAGCAUUUUUUUUCAUGAUCUAUUUUCAUCUUCUGCGACUUCGUUGUUUCGAACAACUUUAUUGUCACCAUCAUAAUCUGCGUACUCUUCAGCACUUCGUUUGCCGGCUCGCUUUCCCGUCGUCGUUAUCAUUGGCAUUGUCCCACACAACAAAACAUAACGUAACAACAACAGAACGAAACAACAAAAGGAAAAGACGAUUUCGUCAAGCGUCAGUCGUUUCGGGCAGCACAUCCACGACUUCUGCCCUUGCAGUAGCGCCGACGGUAACCGUGACGAUUCCCCUGUGUGAUGGCGCUGAUUUAGACCAGCCCGUCUAACAUGCGUCGGGUAGACUAGCACUUCUUCUUUAGUUCUUCUCAUCGUCGAACUCGUGCGGUGUCUCAGUUUAUGCAGCUGUCUACACGAUAGCCUGUUUGUCCGUCCUACCGUGCAGCCAGCGUAGCGAAACGGGGCACGACCCUAUUUUAAUUAUUAUCAGCCGGAGCACAAAAGCAGCUUCUAUACACCGAUAGUGGCAAGUUAUUGGGUAGCUCGACUGUUUACUACUUGACCCAGACUGGCUGAUCGUCUUGGCUUAUCCUUUUUCGACUCUUUGCAGCAGCUGCUAAACCGACUAUUGCUAUCGCAAUCGUUGCUGAUGUUACCAUUACGGGAACCAGAAAUAACAAUAAUAGAAGAGUCCAACUACGGCGAGUUCUGAAUGGUACUUGAUCUUCUCAUGCGUAAGUUCCUGUAAGAUGGUACCUGUGCAUGUACGUUGGGUAUACUGUUAAUGACCGCCCUAGCGGUAAUGCUCUGGGUUGAAUACUGUGACAAUUCACUGAGGUCUACUGAAUCGGGGUCUUAUCCGGCGCAGCGUGCCGUUAUCGUUACUACGCAUGAUGAAGAAAAUGUAUUAAACGAUUCAGCAUAUAACAACAAUUCCUCUAACCGCAGUCGUUACUCAAUCUAGCGACGCCAUGAUCGCCACUGAUAACGACGUCGGCAACUGGAAUUAGCCAGUCGGCAACAUCUCACAAUUUCACCUCGAUCGAACUUCCUAGGCGGCAGAAAGCACAAGUAACGCAAAUAAAUCGAAUUUACGCAAACCUGAGGUGUAGUAUUUAAUCAACGGCUUUAGGUUCUACAAACUGUUACCAAAAUGGAAGCAUCCUAAUCCCAGUUCCCAUAUGAUUAUGAUGAGCUGCGUUUUAACUAGACCUGCGCAGUCGUAUUUCAAUUAGGAGCGCAUUAUUAUAGACCUUAUAGCUGAUAAGCCUACACCUGUUUAGCUUCAUAUCAUGGAACCUCCGCUGUCGUGGAACAAUGGAUGCCGCCAAAGUACUCUAGGAGUAUUCUGAGUGAAACGGUUAGGGAGCCAGAAGGCGGCUGACAAACCCCGUCCAUUGAUGGUAACACUGGUGGCCAUCUUGGUGAGGCGUUAUUACAGGCACCGUUUGUGAUAUGCGCACAAACGGUCGGAAUGUUGUCCUGAGGCUGCUGCUGAUUUUAGCAGCAGCCGGCGUUCACGCACAGGAAAAGGAUAACAACCUUUGCUACCUGUCAUCAGGAGCAUCCUCGGUUACAUUUACGGUAAGCGAGGACUUUCGCAUCGGAGGUGAAAUUGGCGUCGUUCAAGUGUUUGGCGAGCUAGGCAAAGGGAUCACGUUGACAAUAGAGAAUACUGACGCGGUCACUUUCCGCAACAAGAGCCUAAUCCUACAGAAGCAGCUAGACAAAGAGGGAGAUUCAGGCCUUAGAGACAUAUCAGCUGAGGCGCUGUGCACCCCACAGAAUGACCUUAGCAUAUCAAUACCGAUUAAGAUUAUUGUCACGGACGUCAACGAUAACGCACCAGUGUUCCAGGCCACUCCAUAUGUGCUGAACGUGAGCGAAGCGACUGUUCCAGGUAGUGUCGUGUCCCAAGGUCUCAUACGCGCGGUCGAUGCCGACCAGCCGGGUAGCUAUUCAACAGUCGAAUACUUCAUUGAAAGGUCUGAGCACAGUAAAUACGUGGCAUUCGAAAGUAGCCUCGACGGCACAUUGACGCUAGUCGAAAAGCUCGAUUAUGAGACGGUGCCCAGCUUCAACGUGACGAUACGGGCACAGGAUCAAGGAAAUCCGCCGAUGGUCUCUCGGACUAAUCUAACGAUACACGUACUCGAUGCGGACGAUCAAAAUCCGCGUUUCCUUCACGAGCGUUACCUGCUCAACUUACCACCAGAACCGAAGCUUCGCGAACCCCUCGACGUUUUGCCAAGUCGAAUCCAAGCGACGGAUCCCGAUGAGGGAAUCCGUGCACCAAUCAAAUAUUCGCUCAGCUCAAACAAGGCCGAGUAUUCGUAUUUUGACAUCGAUCCCUAUUCGGGUCAGGUGACACUCGCGCGCAAGUUGCCUGCAAACACACAGCUCCCAAUUGUAUUAGUAAUCCGUGCCACGCAACGCAAUGAUGAAGAGAAGUUUUCGCUUACCACACUGACCGUAGCCUCAUCGGAGUUCCUUCCGCACGAAUUGAAGUUCUUUCAGCGAGAAUAUACGGUACCCUUGGUCGAAUCCACUCCUCCUGGUCAGGUGAUCUUGCGGUUGCAAACGACGAAGUCCACAGAGAAGAACCUCAAGUUUCAGCUCGUUGAGGCCGACAACGAGCGGAGCCUGGGUACGUUCUCGAUAGGGACCAAAGGCGAGGUUUACCUUCAGAAGAGUAUCGAUUACGAGAUUCGGCGCGAGUACAUAUUGACAGCGUUCGUGUCCGAUGGAAAGGACCGCGAUUUGACAAAGAUCAACAUAACAGUUCUGAAUGCCAACGAUAAUGAUCCUGUAUUCGAGUUUCCGCAGUACACCUUCAUUAUGCCAGUUAACGCGAAGCCGGGUGAGCUUGUAGGUAAAGUGAAAUGUACUGACGGUGACCGUGACGAUCAAAUUGGUUAUUCGCUUGAAGGCCCCAAUUCAAAUGCGUUCUAUAUCAAUGAUCGAGGGGAGAUUCGCCUCAAGAACAUGGACCAAGUAAACAUCACCUCUCAUAUGGUCAUCGUGGCCACGGAUAACGGGGUACCGCCCAGAAAAUCGACCAGUCUAGUAACUAUCCGUCUACCAGAAGUGGCCGCUGCAUCGGGUCUGUUCCGCAACUCGGCGCUUAUUUUGCCGGCAGCUUUUGGUGUCAUAUUAGGCAUUCUCGUGCUAAUCAUCAUCACAAUGGUUUUCUAUAUUCUUAAAAACAAAAAAUACAGAAACCAUCUGCCGGUUGUAAUCGAUGGCAAUGGCCUGACUGGGCACGGGCCUCUUCCACCACGACCUACAAUUGAACCUCACAAAGUGAACACACCCAAGAAGCCACCAGGUGUGGAGAACCCAAUGUUCGCAAGUGAACGUGAAGACACGUGGUCGACUAGCGAGCAGGAGGUAGCCCACGAAGGCUUCCAACGGCUGGUAACACGGCCUGCAGGCAAUUCGCGAACGCCACGAUUGCCCAUCUCGGGCAGUACGAGUCGUAUUCAAUGGCCUCUAGGUUCAAUUCCACGAAGAGUCAAGAAGCUCAGCUGGGAGGACGAAUUCGCCAACGAGACUGCACUUGAUCCCGAUGUGAGCGUGGCUCCGUAUCACCAACAAAGGCAGAACCCCAAAGAUAUUACUGUUUAUUUUUAAAGCCGAAAAAAAAAUCAAUGCUUAGUAGUUUUAGCUAUCGACAAUUCGUAGAUUGUAAAUAAUACUUUGACUAAAUGCUCGUUGGAUAGUAGUGACGAAAACCACUCCUGCAGCUAAAAGAUGUACCGCAAAAAGAAACAUCAGGUAGAGCUCGCGUAGUAACCUUGUAUGGCUGAAGAAUCUUCACGAGCAUCAAAACACCACUCUAUGAAUUUCGAUUUCUGAUCGACUAUGAACCGUUAAAAAUAUGGUUUCGCGUAAAGAUCUUUCAGUUACUAAUUGUCUUAGGUUUUUUGUUAGUUUGAAUUUGUCUUUGUUGUUUUGUUUCGAAUCUCGGUUUGGCAUAUAUGAUUUAUGAUACGCCAGAACGUCCAAUCAAAUGUACAGCUGUUUUACGCGAUAUAUCUCAGAGAAUCGUUUUUAUUGCAAUUGGACCAAAACACGUUGCAUUAUACAGCAAAGCACCGUUAUAAAGAUACACGCUUUCUGAUACAUCACGUCGUUUGUACAAGAUCAUCUUGUUCAGGUACACGAGGUCUUGAUAUAUUAAUAGUCCGCAUUACACGUUCGCCUUUCCAAAUUGCGCAGGGAAAAAAGACUUAUCAUAUAUAGAUUUUCUCCCCUAUUCGAUCAUACGUUUCCUGGGGACUUGCCAGAAUGUUUGGAAGCUUAACCCUUCUCAGUAGGUUGUCUUAUAACUAACUAUUUUUGUUACUGCCGUACUACCGCUGCUGACUUCAGUGCUUCUAAAAUCCAAUUAACAUGAAAAACAAUCCGCGAAGAUCUAAUGGCCUUUUGUAUUAAUUAUAAGUGUCGCAGUAGUGGUAAAGACAUAAUGGUGCCACGUCUAGACGCUCGUACGUGAUCAGUACUUUAAGCAAUAGGAGCCAGAAUCAAAGCUGGUAUAAGGCGGCCAGUCGAACGUGUCGGUGAUCCAACGAAGCAUGCUGUGAGAACAUAACCCGUGCAGUAGUCGACGAAGCGUCAAAACUAUGGUCGGAUGAGGCCCACGGUCAAGAGUACUACAUAGGAUGAAUCUGAAAACAGGAAAAAGAACUAAAGAAUCUAGUUACUUUUCGGUUGUGUGCGUAGGUAAGCUGACCGUAGCUGGUCGUCAUCCGUUCGGCGCCCUACCGCUCACUGCGUUGUCUUAUAUAGGACGGUAGUCGUGAACUUUUUCACGUUUGGCACAUCAGAUAGAGCGAGCGACAAAAACAAGAAGCAGGAACAGAAGAAAGAGGAUCUGCGAUCCCAGUGACAUCAUCGCAGAGCACUAUGAGGGCAUCUCGCUAUAUGUUCACCCGAAGGUAAAGGCGGGGUAUUGGCUUCAUGGAACAGAGUAAAUACGUAAAAGUAUUGAAUCCAACACAGAAAAAAGAUCGAAAACCACCUUCUACGACUAGUAAACAGAAUUACAAAGAUUCGCGAUAGAGACGCCGCUCCGUAAUGUGAUGGACAUAGUCAGCCGGCCAGCACGGGCAGAACAAGAGCUUGGGAAAGAUUUCCUUUUAGCGCUGUUGCAAACUUGCUUCGUCGGCACGAGUGACUCACCUCAUCGCUGGUUUGUACACGGGUAAGCAGGCCCACCGCUCAACUUCAUCACAGUCACAACGCACGACGCAGAUCCUGGGAACAGAAUACGUCUAUGUGGCUAUGAUAUAUGGGAUAACCUCACACAAGCAAAUACGCACAUACAUAUACAGCCAGAAUAGGAUAAAACUAGAAAGGCGGACAAGGAAGCAUGACCGGAGGGCUGAGGUGUUUAAUGGUGGUGAGACGCUCGUAGACGUAGUGCCAUGGGUGUCUGGUGAGAACACGUGGGUCAAUGACAACCAACAAUAUAACUUAAGCAGGCGACCACCGUACAGUGACCACCUCACUAGGGAUGCCGAUAGUGGUAACUGGGUAUAGUGGUCGAGCUAAUUCAGUGUUUAGAGCAAACAUGUUUAAGAAGUUCUCGUUGCAAUAUCGAUAACGACAGUACAUAAAGGCACAACAUAUGCAGGUUUAUGACUACAUAUUAUGCUAAAUUAGCUGCGUGCAGUUCUGGCGAGCGUAAACUCAUUAGUAAAGAUGACAAGGAACUGGACCGAAUCCGUCGACAGAACUUUUUAUCUAGAUAUCUAGACCCAUACGCUGAGCGUAAACUUAUCUUGUACAUACAUUAUAUAUAUAUAAAGACUUAGAUAAACUAGUUGGUACGAAUAGAAUGUAUCUUCCUGAAUCCUGAGUGAAGUAAAGACCCUGCAAGAAGAAAACAAGUUCAUGCGUCAAAGUGGAACGUGGUUAGAGGAGUAUCAAUACGCUUUUGUACAUAAAAGUGUGUAAACGUCAUAUAAAUACGAUGUAAUAGUAACAACAACUCUGAAGCGAGAGGUCAUAGCCACCGUCAAAUAUGAUCGACUGAAACAUUGGCCAAACAUAGUUUUCGGCAGACGCGAGUUCCACAGAGGAUGGCUUAAAUAGAAAUGGGACAUCCGUUGUGAAAUAUAGGGAAAAAAUAUAUUGAUCGUUGAAUGGUAUUGAUGAAAAAUCAUGGUGUAAUAUAUUUAUUUUUUUAAAGUUGCUCGAGUGUGCUAAUGCUAAAGUCGCGGUUACUUACAUACGGACACGUUAUGGAAAGCAUACAAAGACAAUUGAUUGCUAAUGGUGAUCGGAUAGAAGAAGAAAAUAAAUAACGCGUAAAUUUUUUGAAAAGUCAAACAACGACAAGUU
This is a messenger RNA of Varroa destructor (honeybee mite), 6880 nucleotides long. It is a transcript of the gene Cad96Cb, whose product is annotated as protocadherin Fat 4-like Cad96Ca. NCBI's taxonomy places the organism in Eukaryota, Metazoa, Arthropoda, Arachnida, Mesostigmata, Varroidae. Gene Ontology annotation, molecular function: calcium ion binding. The record is from RefSeq and is a predicted model, not a curated record. Gene Ontology annotation, biological process: homophilic cell-cell adhesion. Gene Ontology annotation, cellular component: plasma membrane.